AUGUCCUCCCCUCUGCGUCCUCAGUUUUUCUGUGCCAGACCUAAUGGAACCCUUGUUCCUCUCAUUGCUGUUGACGAGCUUCCUAUCCACGUCAAUAUUCGAUCGGCCCCACGCGCUCUUGCUCCAGGCGAUACCCAGGGCAUGACCAGCCUUGGUACCGUGGGCCCUCGUUGCUCGUUCUAUGUCGUGGAGAGUACUCUUCCUUUCUCUCGUUUCCAGUUUCCAGUUGAUAUCCCCAACGUCCCCAGUCCGCGUGCUAGGGAGUAUGGCAGCCAAGGUCAAGGUCCUGCGCCCAGAUACGUGCCGGAUGAAAACGGUGUUGCUCCCCAGCAGCGUCUGGCUGUUCAGCCUAUGUAUCCGCAGGCCAAUGGUCAGAACUGGUUGAUGCCUACUCCACCUCCUAAUCAUGGCUGGAUUGUGCCUGCUAAUGUGGGUACUGCUCAUAAUGCUGGUGGUAUUGCGGGUCACACUGCAGCAAACGGCGGUGGAACCCCCAGACAGGGCAGCCAUCAGAAAAAGGAAUACUGCUCUUACUGGAUCCGUCAUGGCGAGUGCGACUAUCAGCAGCAAGGCUGCCUGUUUAAGCAUGAGAUGCCCACCGAUCGCUCCAUGCUCGAGAAGCUUGGUCUGCGCGAUAUUCCCCGUUGGUACCGUGACAAGUACAACGUCCCGAGCCUUUUGUCAGGCGGAGCUAACCAGACCCGUGAGUCGCGUGCUCUGGCCGGCUUGCUCGAGGAUGCUGCUUCUAACCGCGGUGCUGCGAGGCGAUCUCGUCUGGCAAUCGAUGCAACUGCUGAGCAUUCCGAUACUGAAAGAAGCACUAAGGGCAGGUGCGCUGUCUCCAUGCAUCAGCCGACUCCUCUUGCGCUUCCAGGACGCCCCAACUUCAGCAAUGUCAGCUCGCCAAGAGGUUCUGCUCACCAUCACGGUUCCAAGCAGGCACAGGGUGCGCAACUUCAGACUUCGAGCUCACAUGUGCGCGACAAGGGUGGCCCAGUUCAUGCUUCCACCCCCCAGAAUCGUGGUACCAGUGUGUACAAUAAGAAGAUCGACCUGCUCUCCUUCGAUCCCCUUCUUGACUACACGUCCAGCGAUCUGAGCCGUUCUGGUCAACAGAUUAUCUCCGAUCCCAAAGAGCGUGCCAAGCGUGACGAGUUCUUGCGUGGUCUACAUGACAUGUUUGCAGCUACUACUGCGCCGGGAAAGACCAACACGGUGCCCGCCGAUACGGACGUCUUCGCCAGUCAGCCUCGCACCAAACGCGUGCAACCCAAGUCUCGUCGCCUGUUCCAGGACCGUCCUGCCGCUCUUAAAUCUGCUCCUGAUGGUGGUACGGAGACCAACGCUUUGGAUGCCGAUCAGAUUCGCCAGCAGAGUGUCCGUAUCUACAACCUUGCUGCUGACGCCGUCAAGGACUUCGACGAUGACGAUGACAAUGACUUUUUUGUGGCCCCCAAGACUAGCGUCGGCAUCGUGCAGGGAACUCCCAGGUCCUCCGAGUCACCGCGCCACCACCGCUCAUCCUCGACCGAGUCUUGCCUCUCGUGCUCUGAGCCCAGCCCUACUGCCUACCUCAACAGCCGCGCCAGAAACGACGACGACGAUGGUCGUUUAAAGCCGCUUCUUCCACCUAUUGGCGUGUUCACUCAUAAGAACGAUACAGUCCUCGAAGGUCCCUCCGUCUCCUCUACGGACGACAUUUUCGGCAGGAGCGGAGGACGUGCCAAUUAA
This is a messenger RNA of Aspergillus fumigatus Af293, 1731 nucleotides long. RefSeq lists its product as uncharacterized. The record is from RefSeq and is a predicted model, not a curated record. Gene Ontology annotation, molecular function: metal ion binding. The transcript is spliced from 3 exons. Bases 1 to 1731 code for a protein of 576 amino acids. NCBI's taxonomy places the organism in Eukaryota, Fungi, Ascomycota, Eurotiomycetes, Eurotiales, Aspergillaceae.